Messenger RNA from Anolis carolinensis (green anole), 1972 nucleotides. RefSeq names its product COP9 signalosome subunit 4 (gene cops4). The coding region runs from base 72 to 1292 and encodes 406 amino acids. The record is from RefSeq and is a predicted model, not a curated record. The transcript has 10 exons. Gene Ontology annotation, cellular component: COP9 signalosome; cytosol. NCBI's taxonomy places the organism in Eukaryota, Metazoa, Chordata, Lepidosauria, Squamata, Anolidae.
GGGCUUCUUUAUUUUCCCCCUCCCUCUCCUUCCGGAAGUAGUGUGGAAACAACACAAAGGAAGGAAGAAAGAUGGCGGCGGCCGUGAGGCAGGAGUUGACGCAGCUUAUGAGCUCCAGCGGCUCCCACAAGGACUUAGCGGGGAAAUAUCGGCAGAUAUUGGAAAAAGCAAUUCAGCUUUCUGGAGUCGAACAGUUAGAGGCAUUAAAAGCCUUCGUAGAAGCAAUGGUGAAUGAAAAUGUCAGUUUAGUGAUUUCACGCCAGUUGCUGACAGACUUCUGUACUCAUCUCCCAAGCCUUCCUGAUGGCACAGCUAAAGAAAUCUACCACUUCACCUUGGAAAAGAUCCAGCCUCGUGUAAUUUCAUUUGAGGAGCAGGUUGCUUCUAUAAGACAACAUCUUGCAUCAAUUUAUGAGAAAGAAGAAGACUGGCGGAAUGCAGCCCAAGUGUUGGUGGGGAUUCCUUUGGAAACAGGACAGAAGCAGUACAAUGUAGACUAUAAACUGGAGACUUAUCUAAAAAUUGCCCGACUAUAUCUAGAGGAUGAUGAUCCUGUUCAGGCUGAAGCAUACAUAAACAGGGCCUCUCUUCUUCAGAAUGAAUCAACGAAUGAACAGCUUCAAAUACAUUAUAAGGUGUGCUAUGCCCGUGUUCUAGACUACAGAAGGAAAUUCAUUGAAGCUGCCCAGAGGUAUAAUGAGCUUUCGUACAAGAGUAUAGUCCAUGAAAGUGAGAGACUAGAGGCACUGAAACAUGCCUUGCAUUGUACUAUCUUAGCAUCAGCAGGGCAGCAGCGUUCUCGCAUGUUAGCCACUCUGUUCAAAGAUGAGAGGUGCCAGCAGCUUGCAGCCUAUGGGAUACUGGAGAAGAUGUACCUGGACCGGAUUAUCAGAGGAAACCAGCUACAGGAAUUUGCUGCCAUGCUUAUGCCACACCAAAAAGCAACAACAGCUGAUGGUUCUAGUAUUUUGGACAGAGCUGUCAUUGAACACAAUUUGCUAUCUGCAAGCAAACUAUAUAACAACAUAACCUUUGAAGAACUAGGAGCAUUAUUAGAAAUCCCUGCUGCCAAGGCAGAAAAGAUAGCCUCCCAGAUGAUCACAGAGGGUCGCAUGAAUGGAUUCAUCGAUCAGAUAGAUGGAAUAGUUCACUUUGAAACUCGGGAAGCCUUACCAACUUGGGACAAACAGAUCCAGUCACUUUGCUUCCAAGUUAAUAAUCUUCUGGAGAAAAUCAGCCAGACUGCCCCAGAAUGGACAGCACAGGCCAUGGAAGCUCAGAUGGCUCAGUAAAGUUUCUUUUCCUAUAAAGAAAGACUAUUUCUCAAAAUGUGAAACAAGCAUCUGAAACUGAGUAUCUGUGUUUGUUCAGCUUCUGCUAAAACCCAAACUAGAUAAAAGAUAGAUGCAUUCUCUUAAAGGAACAGCAGUGUCUCAUUAAACUAGUUUUGAGGUGGAACUGAAAAAUAACAGGAUGGAGGAGAAAAACAAGUUAAAGUUUUUUAUUAAAAUUUCAAUUGUUUUGAGGCCUUGUGAAUAUUUUUGUGGCAUGACGACUGGAGUGCCAUGUUUCCUUUAGCUGUAAUUAUUCCAGUAAAGCCAAGCUAGGGAUGAGUCAGAUACAAGGUACAUGGAUUCUGUGUUUUGUCUUCCCUGUAAAACCUCACUAUUGAAUUUAGUCUUUGAAAAUGUUUGUUGUGAAGCAUAUUUUAAAGUGUAAGUACUUUAGUUGAAAUAUGACAUGCUUAUGUUUACGGGCCCUUUUCAUGUACAGAGGAAGAAGAAAGCAAAUGUGGGAGAGUUGUCCUCAAUUCUUGCUGGAGUUGUUUGAAUUGGGCAGGUCGGUGGAAAUCUGGCCUUAAGAAUAGGGUGAAAGGUGGAAGAGGAGAUAGAAUAGUCAUAAGUUUUCGGUCCUGUAUAAUUCUUCACCUUUGUCAUAAUUGAGAGAAGCAGAAUAAAUUAUUCAAAAUAAA